Molecule: messenger RNA, 11052 nt
Organism: Phascolarctos cinereus (koala)
Lineage: Eukaryota; Metazoa; Chordata; Mammalia; Diprotodontia; Phascolarctidae
Gene: DENND4C
Product: DENN domain containing 4C
Biological process (GO): regulation of Rab protein signal transduction
Cellular component (GO): cytoplasmic vesicle
Molecular function (GO): protein binding
Source: RefSeq, a predicted model, not a curated record
CAGAGCCCUUUCCUUUCUCUAGCCUUUUCCCUCCUUUCCCCGCCUCCCUCCUUUUCCGCCCCCGCAGUAGGAAAAGUGGGAGGCAGGGAGAAAAAAGGGGGGAAAAAAAGGAAAUAAACGAAUCGAACUAUGUCUCCCGUCGCGUGACUGGCGGUUGCGAAUGAAACGGCUCUCCGGCGCAGCCUGGGGCUUUCCGACUCGCGGCCGGGCUCCUCGCUGCCAGCUGGAACCCUCCGGUCCCGGGAGCUGCGUCCUGCGAGCCGAAGCCCUCGCGGCGCAGGCGCAGUAACUACGGCUGCUGCGGCUGCGGCUGCCAGUCCCGGGCCCAGCCGACAGUCCCCAGGCCGAGAAGCCCCAGCUUUUAUGUCUCUGACGGGGGCCGAGUCAGGGCAGCGCUGAGAGCCUCCGGACGCGGAGGACAGUAGAAUAGCAGUCAUGCUAGAAGACAAAGGUCCGAGAGUAAUUGACUACUUUGUAGUGGCAGGCCUCACUGAUACAUCUACCAUUUUGGAUCAAGAAAUAAACCGUUUAGACACAAAAUCAACUGGACCCAAAGCUCCAAUUACAGACAUUGCUGUUAUUAUCAAGUCAGCAGGGGAAACAGUCCCUGAAGGUUUCACCUGUGUUGAAGCUACUCCAUCAGCUCUCCAAGCAAAUUUGAAUUAUGGAAGUUUGAAAAGUCCAGAGCUUUUCCUGUGCUACAAGAGAGGAAGAGACAAACCACCUCUCACAGACAUUGGAGUAUUAUAUGAAGGGAAAGAACGACUUAUUUCAGGUUGUGAAGUGAUCCAAGCCACACCCUAUGGUCGCUGUGCCAACGUCAACAAUAGUUCAACAAAUUCACAAAGAAUCUUUAUCACUUAUCGAAGGGCUCCUCCAAUACGACCUCAGAAUUCCUUGGCAGUAACAGAUAUCUGUGUUAUUGUAACUAGUAAAGGAGAAACUCCUCCUCAUACAUUUUGCAAAGUUGACAAGAAUUUAAACUGUGGAAUGUGGGGUUCCAAUGUGUAUCUGUGUUACAAGAAGUCUGUACCUGCUUCUAAUUCAAUAGCAUAUAAAGCUGGGUUAAUUUUUAGAUAUCCAGAAGAAGACUAUGAAUCUUUUCCACUCUCAGAAUCUGUACCUCUCUUCUGCCUUCCUAUGGGAGCUACUAUUGAAUGCUGGGAUCCCCAAACCAAAUACCCACUUCCAGUUUUUUCAACUUUUGUUCUGACAGCUUCUUCUGCAGAAAAGGUCUAUGGUGCUGCUAUCCAGUUUUAUGAGCCAUAUUCUCGGGAGCUGCUAACAGAAAAGCAGCUUAUGCAACUGGGCCUUUUGACACCUGUGGAAAGAAGAGUGGUCCCCAAAUCCAUCAAUUCAAACAAAUGCAUAUGUCUGCUCUCACGCUGGCCUUUCUUUGAAGCUUUUAGAAAAUUUCUUAUGUUUAUCUACAAACUUUCAGUUUCUGGACCUCAUCCUCUUCCCAUUGAAAAGCACAUCUCACAUUUCAUGCAAAAUAUCCCUUUCCCAUCACCACAAAGACCAAGAAUUCUUGUUCAGCUAUCAGUCCAUGAUGCAUUAAUAUUGUCCCAGCCGGUUUUUACACCUUUACCACUAAGUGGAGCCGACUUCAGUACGUUGUUGAUGAAUCUGGGUCCUGAAAAUUGUGCAACACUGCUUCUUUUUGUUUUAUUGGAAAGUAAGAUCUUGCUUCAUUCUCUUAGACCAGCUGUGUUGACAGGUGUGGCAGAAGCUGUUGUUGCUAUGAUCUUUCCAUUUCAAUGGCAGUGCCCGUAUAUUCCCCUUUGUCCUCUCUCUUUGGCGGCAGUGCUCAGUGCUCCCUUACCAUUUAUAGUUGGAGUUGACUCAAGAUACUUUGAUCUUUAUGAUCCACCACAGGAUGUUGUUUGCAUUGACUUGGAUACCAAUAUGGUUUAUAUAUCUGAUGAAAAGAAGAACAUGAAUUGGAAACAGCUUCCCAAAAAGCCCUGUAAAAAUUUACUUAGUACUUUAAAGAAAUUGUAUCCCCAGUUGUCUUCAGUUCACAGAAAAACACAAGAAGGCUCAGCAGUGGAGAUGACCCCAAUAGAAGCAGACUUUUCCUGGCAGAAGAAAAUGACUGAACUUGAGAUGGAAAUCCAGGAGGCAUUUUUACGCUUUAUGGCUUCAGUUUUAAAGGGAUAUCGGACAUACCUCAAACCAAUUACAGAAGCUCCUUCAAAUAAAGCUACAGCUGCAGAUUCAUUGUUUGACCGGCAAGGAUUUUUAAAAAGCCGAGAUCGUGCAUAUACGAAAUUCUACACUCUUUUAACUAAAACCCAGAUCUUUAUCCGUUUCAUUGAAGAGUGCAGCUUUGUAAGUGAUAAAGAUACUGGAUUGGCAUUUUUUGAUGACUGCAUAGAAAAGCUAUUUCCUGAUAAAGGCACUGAAAAAACAGAUAAGGUUGAUUUAGACUCAGCAGAAGAUACCAGGUUGAUAGAGCUAGAUGACUCCCAGAAGAGUGAACAUACAGUCUUAAUAAUGCCACCAGAGCCACCUGUUAGUGAUGGACAAGACCUGUCACCUAAAUAUAGCUACAAAAACUUUCCCAGACUGGAUCUUAAGCUUUUUGAUAGACCACAGGCAUUGAAAAUUCCUUUCAACAGACAUCCUGCAGGAAAUAACAUUUCAAACAGUCCAGCCCUCAUGGCUAAAAGGACUAAACAGGAGAUAAAAACAGCUCAUAAAUUGGCCAAGAGAUAUUAUGCAAACCCACCACAGUGGGCUAAGUGCCUGUUCAGUCAUUGUUACAGCUUAUGGUUCAUUUGUUUGCCAGCUUAUGUUAGAGUUUCUCAUCCUAAAGUGAAAGCACUGCAGCAAGCAUAUGAUGUACUUAUUAAGAUGAGGAAAUUAGAUGUGGAUCCAUUGGAUGAGGUGUGCUAUCGUGUUGUAAUGCAACUUUGUGGACUUUGGGGUCAUCCUGUUCUAGCAGUUCGAGUCUUAUUUGAAAUGAAAAUUGCUAAAAUACAACCAAAUGCAAUUACUUAUGGUUAUUACAAUAAGGUAGUUUUGGAGAGCCCAUGGCCUAGCAGUAAUCGCAGUGGUACCUUCUUAUGGACGAAGGUACGGAACGUUGUGUGUGGCAUCGCACAAUUUAAGCAGCCACUUAAAAAGGCCACACAAGUAUCAGCUCCUCGGAAUCCCACAGGUGGAAGUGAUGGGGACACGGUGAGCCAUGGUAGCGUGGAUAGUUCUAAUGAUGCUAACAAUGGGGAGCACACACUCUUCGUCAGAGAUUUAAUCAGGCUUGAUUCCAUUGAUAAUCACUCUAGCACAGGUGGUCAGUCUGAUCAAGGAUAUGGAUCAAAGGAUGAACUUAUAAAAGAUGAUGCAGAAAGUGUUCAUGUACCCGAAGCACACGUUGAGGAAGAAUUGUUAACUAAGACAAAAGCCCAGAGAGACAAAGUUUCUGAUGUCCCUCCUUUUGUGGAAAAGCUACAGCAGCUGAGUCCAGAGCCCUUUAAUUCUGUAGAAGUACCCACGUUGGGGAGCAGUAUUGUGAAAGUUCCAUCGGGCAUUUUUGAUACCGGCAGCCGGAAAAGUAGCACCGGUAAUACAUCAAAUAUACUAUUUUCUGCUCAGGAUUCUGUUGAGGAUACGGUGUUUACUGAGGCAUCUAAUCUGAAAACUAGUGACAAAGGAGAGAAAAGACAAAAACAUUUUUCAGAAAGGAGUUGUAGUUUUAGCUCUGAAAGUCGAGCAGGAAUGUUGCUAAAAAAGAGCAGUUUGGACUCAAAUUCUAGUGAAAUGGCAAUAAUGAUGGGAGCAGAUGCUAAGAUCCUUACUGCAGCACUGUCCUAUAAUAAGCUACCACAAUUUCAUGUUCAGAGAGAUCAGAGUUUGGAUGGUCUGGAUGGCCCAUCGACCGACACAAGGUCUCCUGCAUGUGCAGGAAGUUGGGGGACAGAGCUUAGGACAUCUCCAGGCCUGGGAAUGCUGGAGGAAGGGCAAGAACAGCCAGACACUGUUGGUGAUGGUGAUGAUGGUGCAGCUGGAGUCACCAUGGCAGAGGAUAAACUUACAGAGCCGUGGAGUGGUAUUCAGUCCAGAGACCUAAAAACAGAAUCCAAAUAUGUAAUAAACAAAAGAAAUAGUUGUUAUAGUGGAGCCAAACCGAUUGAAAGGGAGGAUGUUGAAACUGGGCUCGAUCCUCUGUCUCUGUUAGCCACUGAGUGUAUAGCAGGGAAGCCUUCUGACUCUGAGGAGAAGAUGCUGUCUCCAGUUGUGGCGCGUAAUCUAGCAGAUGAGAUAGAGAGCUACAUGAACUUGAAAAGUCCUUUGGGGAGCAAGUCUUCCAGCAUGGAGUUACACAAACGAGAAAACAGAGGGUCAGCAGAUUGUGUGUCUGGUGUAUUCGAGCCCUCAUUAGAGCGACGGUCUAGCCUACCCUUGGAUCACAGUCCAGCACUCCAGGAAAAAACUGAAGAGCAGAAGAGUCCUCCUUCUGUAUCCAGGUCAAAAACUUUCACGGGACACUCCAAACAGCAGGCUUCCCAACGAGCACAUAAAGAGCGCUCCACGUCUUUGUCAGCGCUCGUGCGUACUUCACAACAUGGAUCUUUGGGCUCUGUAGUCACUUCUUUGUCAGGAAUAAAGCUGGAUAAUAUUUUGUCUGGACCCAAGAUAGAUGUUCUGAAGUCUGGCAUGAAACAAGCAGCUACAGUAGCCAGUAAGAUGUGGGGAGCUGUGGCCUCUGCUUAUAAUUAUUCAGAUGAUGAGGAAGAACCCAGUAGAGAUUAUAGCUUUCCCGCUGGUUUAGAAGACCACAUUUUGGGAGAUGACCUAACAUCCAAAGCGUGUGUCCCAGGGCUCGUCACCAGUGAACUCACACAGAGCAACACGAGUCUUGGCAGUAGCAGCAGCAGUGGGGAUGUAGGAAAAUUGCACUAUCCAACAGGUGAAAUCCCAUUUGCAAGAGGCAUAAAGGGUCAAGACUUUGAAAAGUCAGAGCAUGGAUCUUCUCAGAAUACCAGCAUGUCCAGCAUCUACCAAAACUGUGCAAUGGAGGUCUUGAUGUCGAGUUGUUCUCAAUGUAGAGCUUGUGGUGCUUUGGUUUAUGAUGAAGAAAUUAUGGCUGGAUGGGCUGCAGAUGAUUCAAAUUUGAAUACCACCUGUCCUUUCUGUAAAAGCAACUUCUUACCCCUCCUUAAUGUGGAGUUUAAAGAUUUACGAGGCUCUACAAGCUUUCUUCUGAAGCCAAGCACCUCUGGUGACAGUUUACAAAGCGGAAGCAUUUCCUUAGUAACGGAUCCUCCCGAGCACAAACCUGUGUCUAGUCCGGCAGAGACUGACUUGAUGACCUUUAUGGACUUCCCAAAGCACAGCCAGGUCGUAUCAGAAGGAAUAAGUUCUUCAGCUGAACCAAGUGUUGAGCUAAAGGAAGAGAAUGGAAACUUCCCAAGUGUGAAAACGUCAUCUGUAGCUAAUAAUUUUUCAAGUCGAGGAGUAUCUUUGACUCGAAGCCACAGUGUUGGAGGCCCUUUGCAAAAUAUUGAUUUUUCUCAGCGACCUUUCCAUGGCAUUUCAACAGUUAGUUUGCCGAACAGUUUACAGGAAGUUGUGGAUCCUUUAAGGAAGAGACCCAACCCCUCUCCUGUUUCUGUGCCCUACUUGAGUCCAUUAGUGCUUCGUAAAGAACUUGAAUCUCUGUUGGAAAAUGAAGGAGAUCAAGUUAUUCACACAUCUUCAUUUAUCAAUCAACAUCCAAUCAUUUUCUGGAAUCUGGUUUGGUAUUUCAGACGUUUGGACCUUCCUAGCAAUUUGCCAGGACUUAUCCUCACAUCUGAACAUUGUAAUAAAGGAGUACAGCUUCCUCUUUCAUCUCUGUCCCAAGACAGUAAACUAGUAUAUAUUCAGCUAUUAUGGGACAAUAUCAACCUUCAUCAAGAACCUGGAGAGCCCUUGUAUGUUUCUUGGAGGAACCUCAACUCGGAGAAGAAAUCAUCCUUAGUAACAGAAGACCAGCAGGCCACAAGCACUUUAGUAGAGAACAUCAGGCAGAGCAUUCAACAUAAUGAUGUUCUUAAACCUAUCAACCUUCUUUUGCAAAAAGUGAAGCCAGAUGUAAAACGACAAAGGAGUUUAUACAGAGAAAUCCUCUUCUUGUCAUUGGUGUCUCUUGGAAGAGAAAAUAUUGAUAUUGAGGCUUUUGACAACGAAUAUGAACUUGCAUAUAAGAGUCUGUCCUCAGAGGUUCUAGGAAAGAUGGAGACAAUUGAUGCUCCCCCAAGUCUCAGUGUGGAGUGGUGCAGGAAAUGUUUUGGAGCACCUCUCAUUUAAGUUCGGGAUCACUUUGAAGUUUCACAGCACACGUCAAUCCUGGGAAACAAACUUUGCCAACCUGGAAGCGUUCAGGUGUUGAUUCAGAUUCCUGAGAACCGGUGAAAGUCUGACGGUGUAUGGCAUGUUCUUGACGGAUCUGCAGCCCGCGACCUGGUUGGUGCAGUUGAGAGGCUCUGAUUUUUUAAAUUAUUUCUUUUGUUUCUCCUGACAAAAGUUCUUUGGAUUUUUUCAGUAUCCAUGAUUUUUUGAAAAACCAAGCUCACCACAGGCAUUUUAUUUAUAGAUGUUUUGGGAGCUUUCAGAGUUGGUAAAAGUAACUGUAAAUCUCUCAUGUCCCAAGUGAAGCUAAGUAGCCCAAUUCUAGGAGCAAGACCUAGAGGAAAGUGGAUUUUGUGUGUGUACAUACUUUUGUGUCUCUGUAGAUGUGUGCAUAUGCAGCCUGUGUAAUAAGUGUAUAUAUUUAUUAAAACUCUUAGAUUGCACAUUGCAAUACAACUUUCUGAAAGGGUCUCAUGACCUGUGAAUUGUUGACUGCUCACAAACUGGGCUGUAGUUACUACUAGUCAAAAUUUUCUGAAACUCUGACGACUGCCCUGCCACUGGCUUUAUUUUAAAUUUAAUAUAUGCUUUCACUCUUUGUUUAUAUAUUCUUUUUUGAUGGAAUGUUAUACUCUUGAUAUCCAGUCCCCUUCCCCUUUUUACUUCCUGGUACCAAGAUCACUUACUCUGAAGGUGGAAAUGUUUUUACAAGCUAAUUAGGCAGUUUAAGUGAAUUUGAAUCUAGGUUUCAUAAUGAUUUACAGAAUUAAUUGGAACUUGAUCCCUAAAAAAGGCAAAAAUUUGCCCUUUGGCCUGAAUUCUUCCCUGUCAGGCACACCCUGGUCACUUUUGUUAAACCUGUGGGAUACCUUGCACUGCAAAUGGAAGUUUAAUAUUUGUAAUGUUUGAAAGUUAGUACUUGUAGAUUUGCAUGCACAUGAUCCUAAGUGUGCGUGUGUAUAUAUUUUUUUACAAGCUGAAUGAAUUAAGUCUUAAAAGUUGAAGCUGUUGAGCUUAUUAUAGUCAGUAGAUUUAAGAAAAAUCAUGACCAUACAUGCCUCACUUAGCAUUUUGUCAUACCUUAUAUGCCUUCUAUUAAAAACAUACCUUAUAGAGUGUGUUUGCCUUAGCUUCCUUUAUGGGACUAAUAUGAUUCCUGUUGAUUGAUUAAAGUCAAUCUGAAUUUCCAGGAACCACUGCAGAUGAAUAAAGAAAGUAGUUGCUUCAAAAGAUGCACUUCUGAAUGGGGUAACUUCAAAGCACAAACCUGCCUUCCACCCAGGGUGAAUUCUGUUUAAAUGACCCUUUAAUCAUUGUACCAUUCUACAUUUUUGAUUUAUCAGCUUAGUACCAACACAGGACUCUAGUUUCAGGUCAUUGUUGAGAGUGCUAGUGGCACAAUCUCGUGUCAGAAAUUACAUGUGAUAUGGCAACUGAACAGGUGACUUGACUAAAAAGUUUUUAUAACCAUUACUUAAAAAAAAACAUUUUGCACUAUUUGUGUAGAGGAUAUAUUUUUGCAAUUUAGCCCUAGUUUGUUUUUCUCUCCAUCAUUUAAGUUUGUAAUACUUAAAAGUCACACUUAGUGACAAAAAAGUCAUUUGGAAUUAACUUGCUAUGAAAUGCUAUUUUGUAUUAUUGGACUUAAAGCCUUCAACACAGUAAAAGUAGUAUUAUGAAGAUGAAUAAAAUGAACGAAACACUCUUAAGCCUAUUCAUUGUGUUCUGUGUGUUAUAGUUUUCAGGCUUCUGAAAUGAGUAGGAUUAAGUUAUCUGUCAUCUUUGACAAUUCAUGUUUGUUUUUCCAUUCAUCCCUUAAUUUUUGUGACUUGAGAUUCAUUUUUUGUCACAUAUAUAUGUAUUUAUAAAAGCCCUUCUGAUUUGAAAAAAAUCUUAUAAAAAUUACCUUGAACAUUCAUUGAUGCGUGACUGUGUUACUCCAAGUUCAUUUUUACUAUAAUGAAAAAAUGUAAAUAUUUGGCUAAUAUUUUUUUAAACUUUCAAGAUCAAAUAUUUCUAGGCAGUAGUUCAACUCAUCUAAAUUUUUCAUAACUUACUGUAUUUGAGGUUAUAUACUCCUUUAAAUGAUGUUAUCUAAAUUGAGUAUAAGCCCUAGUUUUUAUUUACAUAAUUUUACUCCUGUUGCUUCCUUUUAGGGCCCUAAUUUUGAAUUCAGAAUUCAUCUGUUUGCUUGACUCUGCUGAUGUGCCUUUUAAAUUUUUUUCUGAGACUUUUUCAGUACACAUAGAAAGACCCUGUAAAUUUAUGGUAAAUAUCAUUGAUGUCAUCUCUGCAGAUUUUGUUUAAAAAAAAAAAAGGCUUCUUUCCAUCCCCCUCUCCCCAACCUAAAGUUAACCCUGAAUAAUAGUUUUUAAGGUUGGUUUGUUUUGUUUUGUUGACUGCCAGAGAUAAAAACACUGUAUGAAACAAAGUCUUGAAGACUACUGAAAGUAAUUUUUCCAAUUAUUAUGUGGAUGGUUGAGCAAUACUACAUUUUUGUUUUUCCUUGUGUUAUUUUAAAGUAUUGAAAGUAAUACUGUUAGAAUUGUAGAAGUGUCUUGUUCUUCCUAUUUAGAUAAUUUAGGUUUCAUAACACUGCAGAAAAAGUAGUUAGUUACAUGACUUAUGCAGACAAGGUUGGCUUUUUAGAAUCAAAAUAAUGAAUCUCAUAGUAAAUGAACCUGAACCAUCCAGUAUUCUAUUGCUGUUUUUCCAUGGUUUCUCUUAACAUAAAAAUAUUUCAGUACAGAAUAGUAAAGGUUGACUCAAAGAUAAUGAAACAAGCCACAAAAAGAAACCUUUUUGAAAUUCCUCUUCUGGAAUGAAAGACAAAAUUAAUGAUUUUCAGAUCAUAAGUUUCAGUGUUAUAUCCUUUGUUCCUAUACAAAUAGGAAACAUUUUCAAUUGAAUCAUCUUUUUUAUAUCAUUAAAUAAUUCAGAUUAUCGAACGUCACUGGCUUAAUUCUACAAUUUAUGGGGCUCUGUCACCAUCUAGGUUUAUAGGUGAUGAGGGGACCCCUGUCCCAUCAGUCUCUACUCCGAGGCACAUAUGGGCUUCAUAGCACAUGGUCAGAUGAAUUUAUUGAAGACCUCAUUAAGUUAGUGGAAAGGCCCAGAGGCAGCCUGGUGUGAUGGGAAAGCUCUGGACUUGGAGUAAGAUGUGGGUCCAAAGUCUCACUCUGAGACUUAAUAGCUGGGUAACAUUGGGCAUCCAUUUCCAGGAUUGUUGCGAUUGAUUGGGGUAGUACUUUAAAGGUUGCAAAGUACUUUUCUGACAUUGGGAUGAAAAUUUUUAUGAACCUUAAAGCAAUAUAUUGAAAUUUGAAUAUAACAAAUAAUAACUACCAUUUUCUUUGGCACUUUAAGGUUUAUACUUUGACACUUUUUCCAUAAUAACCUUUUCAGGCACAUUUAAGAACCAUGUCCAUUUUACAGAUGGGAAAAAAAAAUCUGAGAGGUUCAGAUGACUUGCUUGUAAGUGUUGGAGCUGAGAUUUGAACUUGGGUAUCCUGACUCCAAUCCUCACCAGUUCUUCCCGCUGAUAAGCUGAAAGAAUGAAAACUCACAGUUGUUAUUCAGAUGGAAAAGGAUUUAGUUUUUACAAUUAACAUCUAAGUGACAAACAGUACUUACUAAUGAACUAACUUUAAUAGCCCUAGGAGGUUGUUUAUAUUUAAGUAUCUCUAUAAGUCCCUUGAAUGCCUCAUAUUUUUCCUUGGCAACAUUUGAUUGCUCACCUUUACAUUGUAUCAGGUUUCUGAAAAGGGAAAUUUGUGAUUUUAUUCCGUUUGAAAUCAGUUUUGAGAUUGACAUCACCUUUUUAAAAGCAAAUUAAGUGAAGAACAGACUCUUAGUAUUCAGCCAGUUCUUCUGAUGAGAGCCUAGUCAGGCAAGCCAGAAUAAAAAUGUCUUGUUUCCUCUCUAGUUUUAUUAACAUAGCAUGUGGUUCAGGUUACAAAUCUUAACAUAACUUCAAAGCAUAAUUUCCUGUAGUGUUCAAGCCAAAGAACUGGUUUAGCAUUUGUAACUGUUUUCCUUGAGUCUCCAGUAUAUUGAGUCCAUGUCACACUUGAGAAUUAUAAUACUCUAUUUGUAAGGGAUGUUAUGUAACUUGAUAUUCUGUAGAUUGAUAUUUUUACCGUUUUCCAGUUCACUGCAAUAUAAAUGUGUUGCAUUAAAUGUGAUUAGGCCUCACGUUCUUAUAGCAACCUUGUUUUAAGAAAUUCACCUUAGGACAUUUAUAUAUUUAGGUUAAUUGAAAACUUAAUACUUUUUUCAGAUUAGCAGUGAGCUCUUUUGACUUAAUCACUUAACACCAAAGGUGCCUUUCAAGAUAGUAAAUGCUGAAAUUGAAAUUGGGUACGAAGUUAUCAUCAAACUACUUUGGUGCAUAUGUUAUGAGCCUAAAUACUGUUUCUUUCAGUGGCACAAAAAAUAAAAGGGAUUAUGUUUCCUAUUGAUACAUGGCACAUUGAAAUUCUUUCUGAAAAUGAAUUGUACUCCAGUAAGGAUGAAAUAUUAGUUUGACUGUUGGAAAGCUUUCUGCUACUGCAAUUUCUCCUGGUUUCCAAGGCUUUGUGAAUUGUUUAUUGCAUGUUAACUAUGCUUUGAUUAAUUUUCAAGAGGGUGCUUUGUGUAUUUUGUAUAGAUAUCAGACUAUAAAGGAAAGCUUGUUAACGCAUUUCUCAAAAUAAAGUUCAUAAAUUAUUUAUA